GCACACCGCUCCUUUCCCCUUUUUAAUCAAACUCUCUCUCAUACACACCACAUUUUCUCUCAUUCUCUCUAUAGAGAUAAACUCUCCAUUCCCAGCCAUGGCGCCUGAGAAGGUGACCGAAAUGAUCCUGAAUGUUGAUCUCAAGUGCUCCGGUUGCUACAAGAAGGUGAAGAAAGUCAUCUGCAAAAUCCCCCAAAUAAGAGACCAAAUGUUUGAUGUGGAAAAAAACAAGGUAAAGAUCAUUGUGGUAUGUUGUAGCCCUGAGAAAAUUCGUGACAAGCUUUGUUACAAGGGUGGAGGUGCCAUCCAGAGUAUAGAGAUCAUUGAAAAGCCACCUGGUCCACCUGCGGAUAAGCCCAAGCCGCCUGCAGACAAGCCGAAGCCGCCUGCGGAUAAGCCCAAGCCCCCUGGCGACAAGCCGCCUGCAGACAAGCCGAAGCCGCCUGCGGAUAAGCCCAAGCCGCCUGCCGACAAGCCUGCCGACAAGCCCAAGCCUCCUGCUGACAAGCCCAAGCCGCCUGGAGACAAGCCCCCUGAGAAGAAGCCUGACGAGAAGCCUGCCGACAAGCCCAAGCCACCUGCUGACAAGCCUAAAGAUGGCGAAAAACCUAAGGAAGGACCAAAGAAAGCGGAUGCUGGUCCAGGCCCUGAUGUUGCAAAGAUGGUGUAUGAGCCCGUACACGGCUAUCCACAAAUGUACCCACCAUCGGCUUACCCGAUGGUGGGAUACGGGCAGUAUUAUGAUCAAGGUUAUGGUGGCGCUCCGUUUCAGCAUGGCUAUGGGAUGCCAAUAGCGCCACCACCACCACCCCCGCCAAGUUAUGGCGGGUUUGGAUAUGACAAUGGAUACAAUGGAUACAAUGGGUACAAUGGAAACAGGAAUCAUUAUGGAGGUGAAGAGGAUGGAGAAGGUUGCUCAAUCAUGUAACCUGGUGGUUGUAGGGUGGUCACUUUCAUGGUGCAACAAAUAUUGUUAAUGGUGAUGAUAAAUAAGGGUAUCAUAAAAUAUUUUGCUUUGUUAUAUUAGAACAUUGUUAUAUGAAAAGAAAAAAUACAUUGGAAAAGGGGGUUAAUACAUUUCACACAAGUCAAAAAGUAUGAUCUAAGAAAGGAGAAGCUUUAUUAAAUGUUUGUUUUUAUUUGGCAACUAUAGGCUGUCAUCUCCCAUGUUCCUUGCUUUUUUUUCAAAAGUUUCAUUUUUAUAUCAUACACAAAUAAGUAUAAAAUUGCAAAAUUUAUUGAUAUCUUUUGAUGAUUA
This is a messenger RNA of Helianthus annuus (common sunflower), 1258 nucleotides long. Its product is annotated as repetitive proline-rich cell wall protein 2. The record is from RefSeq and is a predicted model, not a curated record. Gene Ontology annotation, molecular function: metal ion binding. The coding region runs from base 98 to 928 and encodes 276 amino acids. The transcript is spliced from 3 exons. Lineage: Eukaryota; Viridiplantae; Streptophyta; Magnoliopsida; Asterales; Asteraceae.